CAUGGAGGAAGGGAGAUAGACGGUGAGGCCUGCAUUGCCGAGUUCUUAUCUUCUAUGUGUAGAGAAAAUCGUUGUACAUUUGAUAUAUUUAUGAAAUAUAUGCCUUAAUAACGCGUAAUUGCACAUGCAAAAGAGUGGCAGUUUUUUUUCUUAAAAGGAGCCACGAGGAAGAAGUGUAAAAAACCCGAAAUCUCUCGCAGCACGGUUGACACGUCUUAUCGCCUAAACAGUUUUACACAGCAAAUUGUGAUCGCACCGUUUUUUCAAAGGAUCCCACGAGGUUGUCUCACUCUGAAAAAUGGCGCAAGAGGUCGAAGAAACGAUGAAACGAAUUCAGUCUCACAAAGGGGUGGUUGGAACGAUAGUGGUGAACGCGGAGGGCAUUCCAAUAAAAUCAACGUUAGACAAUACGACGACGGUUCAGUACGCAGGUUUGAUAAGCCAGUUGUCGGACAAGGCCCGCUCUGUCGUGCGCGAUUUGGAUCCGACCAAUGAUUUAACUUUCCUGCGCAUCCGCAGCAAAAAACAUGAAAUUAUGGUCGCACCGGACAAGGAAUUUAUAUUGAUAGUAGUGCAAAAUCCUGUUGAUUGAUAUUUAAAGGAUGCAGCAGUAUAUUGCAAAAUUGAGGUUUCCUUUGGUUAUUAAUUUAUUAAUUCUACACGCUGCGUUUUGACUUUAAUAUUUAUUCAAUUAAGAAAUGAAAGAAUAAAGCUUGUGAAUUAUUAUGCAAUAUUUAAUUUCCAAGAUAAUUUAGCAAGUUGCGCACAGGGCUUUGAAAGCUUUCAUAGUGUUUUCAUUGGCAAUUAAUAUUUUAUAGUACUUUUACGAACCAGUUUGGUAAUAGAUUCUGAAUAAACACUUAAUUAUUCCUACA
Molecule: messenger RNA, 875 nt
Organism: Wasmannia auropunctata (little fire ant)
Lineage: Eukaryota; Metazoa; Arthropoda; Insecta; Hymenoptera; Formicidae
Gene: robl
Product: dynein light chain roadblock-type 2
Exons: 3
Coding region: 299-592 (97 amino acids)
Biological process (GO): microtubule-based movement
Cellular component (GO): centrosome; cytoplasm; cytoplasmic dynein complex
Molecular function (GO): dynein intermediate chain binding
Source: RefSeq, a predicted model, not a curated record